Molecule: messenger RNA, 1083 nt
Organism: Tetrapisispora phaffii CBS 4417
Lineage: Eukaryota; Fungi; Ascomycota; Saccharomycetes; Saccharomycetales; Saccharomycetaceae
Gene: RAV2
Product: Rav2p
Exons: 1
Coding region: 1-1083 (360 amino acids)
Cellular component (GO): RAVE complex
Source: RefSeq, a predicted model, not a curated record
AUGACUACAGAAUUAUACCCCAAUGAUUAUUUUGGUGACAUUAACAAGCACGAUAUCGUAAAAGAAACUGAAACUGAAUUGAAAUGGUUAAUUGAUGAAAUUGUCAAACCAGAAUUGCCUAAUAUUAUUGAUAAUGUAGAGAAAUGUUUAGAUAUGCUACAAAGUAACGAAGUUUUUAAAAUGCCCAUCACAAAUAACAAUGGUAAUAAUCUCCAAGGUAAAUCUAAUGCAAACAAUGGUCCUACAAUACGUGGUAUAAUAUCACGGCAAAACGAAUACAUAGUUGGUUUUCAAACUAUUGUAACUUUCCCAGAAUUUAAUAAGGGAAAACCGAUAAUCCUAAAAAUGGAACCAGAAGCAUCAAAAUUUAAGCUUCCUCAAUUAGUAACGACCAAAGAUAAUUUAUCAGAUCUUUUACACACACUAGAAGAUAGCGAAAUAAUUUCAGAUUCUUCAAGUUUCAUUUCUAAUAUGGAUAAAUCUUUGAAACUAUUAGCACAAUCAAUAAGCUUGUUAGAAACUCCACCAAGGAAUUUAAUAUUCCCGGAGAUCGGUAAUAAUGUAAUUAAAGAGUUAUUUCCAUCAAACCAUUCCUCACUUUUUGAGACCCCACAUCAUGAGAUUAGUCUAGAAUUGGUCUUAAUAAAAAAUGAACUAUAUAUUGACUUCAGGAACUUGGUAAAAGUGGUAAAAGUUCCAUGGUGCAAAGUCGAUCCAAACACUAGUCUAUCUUUUGUUGAUAAUAUUAAGGAGGAAUUAAAAGUAGACAGGAGGAAAAAUUUGAAAGACGUUUUGAUUUCAAGAGGCCUACAGGUUGAAGAAUCAAAUCUGUUUAACAAUUUACUUAUAUCAGCAUUCAAUACCGAAAAGACAACUUUAUCGGAAGCACGUAAUUUUUUGAGUAGAUGCAUAACAUUCAACAAUAAAGUAGUCAUAGAAGGUGAAAAAAUUGUGGCUACGACAAGUGAUCCAUCGCUUAUAAGUUUGAGUUCCAAAUUACAUAGUCUGGAAAGUACAAUAGGCAAUCUUUACACUAAUCUAAACACAUAUACACCGACCACGCAUAAUAAUGUAACGAAAUAA